This is a messenger RNA of Paraphaeosphaeria sporulosa, 2577 nucleotides long. RefSeq lists its product as uncharacterized. The transcript has a single exon. The coding region runs from base 469 to 2364 and encodes 631 amino acids. The record is from RefSeq and is a predicted model, not a curated record. NCBI's taxonomy places the organism in Eukaryota, Fungi, Ascomycota, Dothideomycetes, Pleosporales, Didymosphaeriaceae.
UCGUCCGCCGCUGCCUUCGCUCGCAACAUCACCAACACAUCAACCUCCCACCACCCGCAUCUCCACCACCCCACCUCAGGACCCGGUUUCCUUGCGCUGCACUCUGCUGCGCGGCCGUCUCCUUUGUAUUUACGACUCUGCGUUUUGUAUUUCGCCCGACAGUGCCUGUACUUGCAGUCACUGGCGCCGCUCGGCCGAUCUUCGCGGACACCUUGCACAGCUCCCAACACGUCACCACUCUGCCCUAGGUAGUUUCUCUUCUUUCACUCCUUGCGCACCACUUAUACCCCCUAUACAUUGUAAUUUUUUGCACUUUUUCGCGUCUGUAAUUCUUGCUGUCCACUCUGAGUCUGCUCGCGCUCUCUCUGCGACGCCACUCCGCAGCCUCUCAGCUUCUGUACUUUGAUGCGCAGGACCCUUGCCACGACAGAUGAGCGCUGUUUGUACUAGACCUUCACUCCUAUCACAAUGCAGUCCAUGUUCCGCCUCGCAUCAUGGGGUACCGAAUCACCUGGCGACAAGAUCAUGGAGAAGUCGGCACUACACAAGUCAAAACCGAUGCCUGUCGUUGAGAUCCCUUCUUUCCUACAACAAAUCAAGCGGAAGAGGACAGAUAGCCCUGAACCGGCACCGGCGCACGUGGUGAAAAAGUGGAAGGAUGCUCAAGGGAUCGAUGUACCAACCAGCGCCCCUGAGAACAUUAACUCGGCCAACUACACCAGCGGAGCAACACUUCAGCCACAGACGGAGCCCCAGCAAGGACCGAGGAUCGCGGCUGCAGAGGUUUUGGAUGCGCGGCCAAAGGCGCAGCCCAUGAAAAGAGAAGGCGCGAACAAGAGCAAGGUCCAAAAGCCAACUGUCAAAAUCGAGGCUUCUUCCACUGAAACUCCGGCUCCCACCAUGGCUUCCAGCUUGUCGGCGCUGCAGCAGUCGAUUGAGGCGCAAAUCAACUACGAAAUUCUGCUCAAGCACAACGAGCUGCGCCUGAUCGAGCAAGAGUUGGCAAAGUGUCAGGUGUCGCUGGAGCAGCUGAGGCGUUGUUCCCUGAUUCCGUUCCCAGGCACCCAUGGACCCUCGGAAAGUCUUAGCAUGGGCGUCGGCGCUGCUUUGCAGCCACACGCAGGCUACACGGAGCCUCAGUUUGCCGCCCCUUGGGGAGUCACCGAUGGUCCAUACACUCGUCAUUACGCGAAGUGGUUGAUCUCGGAUGUCAAGUUCGACUCCGUGUCGGAACGCGCUCUGGCACAGCAGGCUCACGGUUAUUUUGGUAUGGGUGAAGGCCGAGCGACGCGCGGCAGCUUUGCCGAGUUCGGUGCAACUGGCAAGGCGCGCACGUCGCGAACUUCAACUGGAACGUUGAAGCUCCCGGCUCUUGGUGAAAAUCCAGCCCCCGCACCAAAGAUCGAUCCUUUACUGCACAAGCGCUCCGACAACGGCCAGUGGGUCCGGUUAUACUGCGCAGCCUGCGGACACAGUAACUUCUCGAACACUCAAGGUUUCCUCAACCAUUGCCGCAUCAAGCACAACCAAGUUUUCAAGAGUCACGAUGCUGCCGCGAUCGCUUGUGGUGUUCCUGUCGAUACCAGUGAAGGCGGCAAUCCAGUCCCAGCCAGUGAACCGACGAACACUCCAGCCGCCACUCCGACAGUCAGCUUCCCGGUGAGCAUGAACCCUGGGAAUGUGCAUGCACUUGUCCGCUCCAACCCUCCCGAGCUGGCCAAGGACGUGCACCGCGAUUUCAGCACGCCACGAGACGUAAUGAAGACAGCGCCACCGGCCAAAUCUAACAUGACCACAUCUGCGUCGACACCGCAUCUGACUGCUUUACUGCAACAGCGCGGUUUCAACGGCGAUCUGAAGGGUCUGGUCGACACUGCACGCUCCAAGGUGGAUCUGGAUGUCAUCGAGACCUCCGACGAUGAUCUUCUUGACAGUGCCGUUCAAACGCCUAUCGUUGCUAAGCCGAACCAGUUGGCGCGCCUCCCGGUCAGCGCUCCCAACGCCGCACCUGCAAGCAAGGCAUCGACCGGCCGACCAGUUAGCAAGAAGGGGCACUCCAGCGGCCACGCGCGCCUGCCGCUCACUUUCUCAACGCACGUCUCCCAUGGUCAUGAUCGUCACAUGCCACUUUCCCCGGUAGAACUCAGCCCAAAUGCAGUUGAGUCUAACCCGGGUUUAGUAUCAGACCACGAUGAUGAUGACGACGAGGAUGCCGAUGAUGCGCACAGCCAGCCAGACUUCAUCUUGAAUGACGAUGUGAUGGUCGAGGAUGCCAGCGACGUCGAGGGUGCGGAGCGUAGCGGAUCACGACCAGGCCUUGACAGCUGCUGUUUUGCCAAGGGAGAAGGAAGCCGCAAGCAUUAGACGAGGGGCCGGUUAAGUCAGGCUCUUCGUCGCCUUUCUGAAAAGAUUGUGUAUUGCUUUCCUUAUUUCUUAUCCCCACCUCGGUGUUAUAGAGUUUCUCGCCUUUCUAUUGCUCCUUCAACAGAGAUGCGUUUCGGGGACGGAUAUACGUGAUUGCCAGCAAUGGGUUGGGCGGUUUGCUGGACCGGGCUCUUUCUCCAAAGGCUCGUUUUU